AUGAUGGUGCUCGCCAAGGGACGGAACAACUGCAAUCGAUGCUGAGCGGCGGUGGCAGCGGCCCUCCGUGGCCCGCCGCAGUGCCAUCGGACACUCACGACUGUGUGCAGCGGAGCGGCGGGCGGCGACAGACGGGCCGACACCCGACCCGGGCCGGCCGUCAGACAGGCGGAGUUCAGACUAGGAAACGACGGUGCGACCAUCGUCUCUGCAGCUCCACGCCAUCCCCUCUCGCCUCACACCGGGACCUACAGAAGUACAGCGCACAGCCAGUCGCAGCUGCUCGUCCACCGCCACCGAUGAGCGUCGUUGUGGCCGCACGGCUAUGGCUGAUGCUGUUCAAUCUCAGGACAAGCGGUGCGCUACAAGGAUCAACGUUUUCACUACCGGACAACUAUGCGAAGUGGGAGCCGCCGAUUGGGCCGGACGGGGAGCCCGUCAAUGUGCAGCUAAGCAUGCACAUCUUAGACGUGGUACUGGAUGAGGCAGCUCAGACUGUCAAAUUCGAUUCUUACUUCCGGACAUUCUGGGUGGAAAAUCGCAUCAUUUUCAAAAACAUGACAAGACCGGUGAUUCAAAUGGACACGGAGGUUACCACGAAGCUCUGGCUGCCCAACAUUUUCGCCCUGUUCGUCCAGAAGGUGGAAAAGCCGGAGCUAAUUGUGCCCGCAGCUGGCGUUCACCUUUAUGAGGAUAAGUUGAUAUUCAGGUCCAGUUUAUACCUGACAACCGUCAAAUGCAACCUGCUGUACUUCAACUACCCAAUGGAUAGACAAACAUGCACAGUCAAAAUACAGAGCUAUGCGUACACAUCGGAGACGCUGACCAUCGAGUGGCACCCCAAGGGCAUCACCCGUGAGGACAUCGUGAUGAGCAGCUUCUACCUGGAGGACAUCCGUACCCUGCCGCCAGUCAGAGUCGGCGUGUUCAACAACAGCCACGCAGAGCUGAGGUUCGAGAUGCGUUUCAAGCGUAAACUGCGCUUCUCGAUCCUGGCUGUGUAUGUGCCCAGUCUGCUGGUGGUAAUGGUCAGCUGGCUCUCACUAUGGGUUCCUCCCGAAAUGGUGCCCGGUCGGAUGGUGCUGGUCAUCACCACUCUCCUGACGCUCACAGCACUCUUCAGCGCCAAUGUCCAAGGAAUGCCUGAAGUCAGCUACGUCAAGGCGAUAGACGUCUGGACACUGGCAUGCAUCGUCUUCGUCUUCGGGACAAUCUUGGAAUACAUUGUCGUUCUCAGGCUAUCAACACAUAACAAUACCGCCACGGUUGCACCAAAGGAACAAAACAAGGCGAAGACGCUGAAGGGCAACUGGACGAUGACGGGCGCCGAGAAGGCCGAUCGUCUGGAGCGGUUCUCCCGAGUGGCCUCCGUGGUGGCCUUUGCCAUCUUCAACAUCGCCUACUGGGCCUACUACCUGGGCUGAUCAGUGAUCAUCCGGUGUUGACAAACAGACUCGCUGUCCGGGCGGACCGUCAAACGGCUAUCAAUUACUGGAACUGUGCAGCGUGGAGCUGCAGGUGGAGCUAUCAGCGGCCCGAAUUGACACCGUGCGGAACUAACACUGCGUGUAGCUGUCACUGGGUGGCGCGGUGCAGGUCCACGGACUGUGGAUAUUGAGACGCUGAGCGUCACUGUGCAGCGCUGUGCACGUCUGUGGACGGUGGAUAAUGAGUGCCACUGGAUAGUCAAAUGUGUCCCUCGAUGGAGCUGUCACCGAAUGACGAUCUGCCUCCGAGGUAUCACUUAUACGAGCCAAUGAUCACCGGUAAAAAGGACGUGCAUUCAAAAGGAGGAAAGGCUGCGCCAGUGGCUCAUGCUAUGUAACCGAGCGUUAGUUGUUUAAUGUAGUGAAAACACAACUUAUCUAAAUGUGAAAACGAAUCUCCACCCGUUGGGUGUAGAUUUCCACUGGCGUCCAACUGGCGUCUUACUGAACAGACGUCCAAAUUGGCGUCUAGCUUGGCGUCUAACUGUUGGACGGAGACUUCCAAGCUAGACGCGUCUAAAGUUAGCAGUCGCCAGAUAGACGCAGCCGCCAUCCAGCUAGACGCGUCUAACUAACUAGACGCAAAAUGGAAGUCUCCACCCAACACGCUAAAUUGUGUUUUUCAAUUCAAGAAAUACUCAAAAGUUGGCGCUUAAAAGGACAUUUUUCACCAUCUAGAAUAAAUCAGUGCAUCCCGCCUGCAGAAAAGACACCACGCAUUGCUAUAUGCAGUGCAUCGAUUCGCGCACAGUAAGCAGUUGUUGUGAAACCUGAAUGUGCAUUCAAACACCAGGCGAAAACGAGCCCGUGUAUUCUUGUACAAAUACUUCUGUGUAUACCUACUUUCGACAAAAAUAUACCAGACAUUGAACUCUAA
Messenger RNA from Amphibalanus amphitrite, 2364 nucleotides. RefSeq names its product glycine receptor subunit alpha-2-like. The transcript has 13 exons. Lineage: Eukaryota; Metazoa; Arthropoda; Thecostraca; Balanomorpha; Balanidae. Gene Ontology annotation, biological process: chloride transmembrane transport; signal transduction; regulation of membrane potential. Gene Ontology annotation, molecular function: chloride channel activity; transmembrane signaling receptor activity; neurotransmitter receptor activity. Gene Ontology annotation, cellular component: membrane; synapse; neuron projection. The record is from RefSeq and is a predicted model, not a curated record. The coding region runs from base 39 to 1424 and encodes 461 amino acids.